Messenger RNA from Limanda limanda (common dab), 1950 nucleotides. RefSeq lists its product as uncharacterized. Gene Ontology annotation, cellular component: membrane. Gene Ontology annotation, molecular function: N-acetyl-beta-D-glucosaminide beta-(1,3)-galactosyltransferase activity. NCBI's taxonomy places the organism in Eukaryota, Metazoa, Chordata, Actinopteri, Pleuronectiformes, Pleuronectidae. The transcript is spliced from 7 exons. The record is from RefSeq and is a predicted model, not a curated record. The coding region runs from base 1 to 1902 and encodes 633 amino acids.
AUGAAUUGGAAGCCGGCUAGUUGCAUAACCAAGCUGAUGGAGACUGCGUUCCUCUUCAACAAGGAGGAAGAAAACCGCCAGCUCAUCACCCUACGCCACCACAAACCACAGAUCAUGGCCCUGAUUCACAUCCUCAUUAUUCGCUGCUGUAUGUCUGUGAGUCUCCAUCGGCAGCUGUCAGCUUUGAAAUCACUCUGGAACCAUGAUGCAGACUUCUGUUCACAAAAGGACAGGCUCGCGGAUGAGAGCUGGUGCGCCAGGCUGGCUUACCUUGCAGACAUAUUUGGGCAUCUCAACGAGUUAAACGCCAAGCUUCAGGGCAGGAAUGAAAACAUUUUAUCAUCCACAGACAAGAUUCGGGGCUUUAUGGGCAAACUGACCCUGUGGCGCGAGGCUUUGGAACAGGGCUCCAUGAACAUGUUCCCGCUGGCAUCAGCUGCGCCACAGGCAGCCAGUGAGCGCGCUAUAUAUGCCGAACACCUUCAGACCUUAAAAGAGAGGUUUGAGCGCUAUUUUCCACGUGUGGCGGACAUCGAGGACAAUGACUGGAUCCGAGACCCAUUCAACCAGGAGUCCGAGUCCUCAACCGAGAAGCUCACUAUGAAGGAGAGAGAGGAGAGCGCAGAGCUCCGUGCGGACCGCACGCUGAAACUGAAAUUUAGUGAGCUCACACUCGAUCAGUUUUGGUUGGUUUGUGCAUCAGAAUAUCCAACCAUCUCCCACCACGCUAUCGACCAACUUCUUCAUUUCCCCACCACCUACCUGUGUGAGUUGGCGUUCUCCACUCUUGUUCACAUGAAGAACGAGACCAGUGUGUUUCCUGACGCGAUACGCUCGCGGCGAGCGAAAACACCCAACAUCUUCAUGGAGCAGAGUCCAGCAGACUGUGAAAAGAUGUCAUGGAGGAGAACUAGGAGGUGGUUGUUUUGGCUGAUGCUGUUCCUCAUGAUGGGAACAUUAUUGGUCAUAUUCCACUAUUCAACCACGGAAGGAUUAUGGCCUUUGAGGAGAAGCUCGGCAUCUUGCAACAGUAUAACGACAGCCUAUGCUCCUCUGCUUGCACAGUACUUUGUGGCGUACCCACACCAGUAUCGCUUCAUAGUGGACGAGCCACACAGAUGUCGGCAGGAAAGACCAUUCUUGGUUCUCAUGAUCCCAGUAGCCCCCCAUGACAGAGGGGCCCGUGACGUCAUCCGUAACACAUGGGGCAAAGAAACCACAGUGCAGGGCCACGUGGUCAGCUACUACUUCCUGCUGGGACUGUCCGGAGCGGGAGACGGGACCGAGGUCCUUGAGGAGCAACUGUUACAGGAAAGCCGGCGACAUCAUGACCUACUCCAGAGUGACUUCAUGGACAGCUACAAAAACCUCACCAUUAAAACCAUGGUGAUGUUUGAAUGGCUCAACUCCCACUGUCCCAACACCUCCUACGCCAUGAAGGUCGACGUGGACGUGUUCCUAAAUGUUCAAAACCUUGUCUCCAUGCUUAUGACGGCCCCCAAACAUCUCUUCCUGACUGGACGCGUGAUGAGGGACUCUUAUGUUCUUCGAGACAAUAACUCUAAAUGGUAUAUGCCUGUGUCUGCCUUCCCCGAAUCAACGUACCCACCGUAUGCCAUGGGAAUGGGCUAUGUGUUCUCAAUGGAUUUACCCAUUAAGAUACUGGAAGCGUCGUUGCAGAUUAGAGCAAUUUACAUUGAAGAUGUGUACGUGGGACUGUGCUUGAGACAUCUGGGGGUCACACUUACAGAUCCUCCUCAUAGUGGCUUGUUCAGGAUAUCAAUGCCUUAUUUUGCCGGCGGCUGUUACUGGAGCUCUGUCAUUACAUCAUUGCUACAGGACUCUGACCAGCUUGGGGGUGUUUGGGAAAUAUAUCAGAGGCAAGUACUAAAUGGCUGUUAAAUCCUUCUGCUGCACCCGCAUUACACUGUUCCACGGAGCCGCUGUUAC